Molecule: messenger RNA, 567 nt
Organism: Adineta ricciae
Lineage: Eukaryota; Metazoa; Rotifera; Eurotatoria; Adinetida; Adinetidae
Source: the annotation of a GenBank genome assembly
AUGAUGCAGUACAAAAGAAAAAGCAAAAAGGAUGCUGAUGAGGAAUCAGCACAAAUUCAAAAGGAGUCAAAACAAGGUCAUAUAAUUGAUCGAUGGGGCCAGAAGUACAGUGAGUAUCCGCCACCCAAAACAUGUACUUACAUUAAUAUUAGUAGUGGUUCUUCAUUUCUUCAACAGCCAUUCACAGUUAAUUAUUUCCCAUUAGCAUUUGGCUUCAUCGAAACAUACCUGCUGGGCACAAUUUCUCGUACAGUUUACUACGAGGAUAAACAUCAGGUGGUGAAUGAAACGUGUAUACCCAAGAAAAGUAGAGAUUUUAGCAGAUUGAUACCAGGCGAUCUUACCACAUAUGAAUUUCAAUUUGGUCACGAGGCCGAAUAUAAGCGGCAAUACAUGAGUGCUUAUUUUGCGAUUACCAAGAAAAAAGCAGGAUGGGAUUGCAAUAGGCAUUACGAAAUUAUAGCAUCUGCAGCUACGCCAUAUUUUGAGAAUCUGAACGAGUCAGGAAGCUAUACGUUAAGUCACCCUCAACUAUCUGUUUCAACACUUAAAAGUCUAAUUUAUUGA